Messenger RNA from Eimeria tenella, 3951 nucleotides. RefSeq lists its product as uncharacterized. The record is from RefSeq and is a predicted model, not a curated record. Bases 1 to 3951 code for a protein of 1316 amino acids. Lineage: Eukaryota; Apicomplexa; Conoidasida; Eucoccidiorida; Eimeriidae. The transcript is spliced from 8 exons.
AUGGUCUCCAAUUUCCCCAAAGAAACCCCCCUGGGGGCCCUCCCCCCGGACCAGCUCCUCAGAACCCUCAGGUCCCUGCACACAGCCAAACAAGAGGCAGCAGCAGCAGCAGCAGCAGCAGCAACGGCAGCAGCGAUGCCAAUAGCAGCGACAGCAGUAGCAAGCAGCAGCAGCAGCAGCAGCAGCAGCGGUAGCAGCGGCAGCAGCAGCAGCAGCAGCAAUAACAGUAGCAGUAGCAAUAGCAGCAGCAGUAGGCGUCGAGCUGCAGCAGAGCCGCUGACCCUUGCGGAGGCGUUCAGCAGCAGCAGAAUCAGCAGCAGCAGCAAAAGCAACACCAGCAGAAGCAGCAGCAACAGCAGAAGCAGCAGCAGCAAAAGAGCAGACACUGCAGAGCUGGGCCCCCCAGAGGGGGGGGGGCCCCCUGGACUAUUUGCUGCUGAAAGGGCCCCCCUGAAGACCCUUUGGGGUGUACGGACGCCUCAGCAGCAGCAGCAGCAGCAGCAGAAGCAGGGAAAAAAGAGCCUCCCUGCAGCAGCACCAGCAGCAGCAGCAGCAGCAGCAGCAGCGGUGCAGCCUGCUGCUGCAGGCAGCCAGCAGCAAACAGAGACAAGGGAAGGGGAGGGGCCCCUCCUUGAAGUGGAAGUGAACCCACAAAGGGGGGGGGGCCUCCUGGUAAUUUGGGAGGUGAAGGGGGCCCCCUCGAGGCCCUUCGUGCUGCAGGCUUGUGUCCUUCACCCCCUUUCAAUCCCUCCUUUGAGCAGCAGCGGCGAGUAUCACAUCACUCUCUUGGUGAAGCAGCAGCAGCAGGAGCAGCAGCAGCAGGAGCAGCAGCAGCAGGAGCAGCAGCGGCCAGUGUGUGGGGUUUCUGUACAACUUGCACUCGAGAACAAUAAUAUAAUUAGUCAAAGAAUAAGACCUUUGCCAGUCCACAGACUUUCCAUUAGGGGCCCCCCAACCCCCAGGGGGGCCCCCACCCCAGGGGGCCCCCUGACCCCCAGGGGGGCCACCCCACAAGGGGGGCCCCCACACCCCAUGGGGGCCCCUGCCCCAGGGGGCCCCCCAGCCCCUUUGGGGGCCCCCACACAGGGGGGCCCCCUACGCCCUAUGGGGCCCCCCGCCCCAGGGGGCCCCCCAACCCCCAAGGGGGCCCCCACAUCAAAGGGGCCCCCAACCCCCAGGGGGGCCCCCAUCCCAGGGGGGCCCCCCAGUGAGUUUGCUGGGGGCCCCCAGACCACCCCAGGGGCCUCUCUAGAGGCAGAAGCCACUGGGGGGCCCCCUGAAGGGGGCCCCCAAAGCUUCCCAAGCAUGCGGGGGGCCCCCCCGCAACUGCUGCAGACAGAACAAGAACAACAACCCCACCAAGGGGGGCCCGCCAGCAGCAAAGUAACCCAAGGGGCCCCUCGGGGGCCCCCUGAGUCCCUUGGGGGCCCCGUGGGGGACUUCAGCAGCAAGCGCAUACAGCGCAGUGUACGUACACCGGUGACUGCAGCAGCAGCAGCAGGGAUAUCAGCAGCAGCGGAAGCAGCAGCAGCAGCAGGGCAUGCAGCAGCAGCAGCAGCAGCAGCAGCAGCAGGCCUGCCAGCAGGGACAACUGGAACAGAAGCAGCAACAGCUCCCCACACUCCUGCUGCAGUGACGCCAGCAAGGACGCCCCUUUCUGCUGCAGCUGUUGCUGCUGUUGCACUUCAAGCAGGGGAGACAGCAGCGGCAGCAGCAGCAGCAGCAGGGCAUGCAGCAGCAGCGCAUGCAGCAGCAGGGCAUGCAGCAGCAGCAGCAGCAGCGCCGGACACGCCGCGAACAGCAGCAGCAGCAGCACGCGCGCUAGCAGCAGCCGCGUCUCCACGCUCAGCAGCAGCAGCAAAAAAAGCAGCAGCAAGAGCAGCAGCAAUGCUGGGGGCCCCCAUCCCCCCUAGGAAAGCCUGGGUACCCCCUGGGGCCCGGGGCCUCUCUGGAAUUUCCCCUAGGGGCCCCUGCAACCAGGGGGCCCCCAAAGGGGGCCCCUCAUCUCUGAGGGGGGCCCCCAACCUUCACUUGACCCGAACCCACAUUCGGCAAAUGGUGUCUGCUGCUGCGGGGGCCCCAAGGGGGGCCCCCGAGGGGCCCCUUGGGGUACCCUUUCCUGGGGGCCCCUGGGGCGCUUCAGUGGCUCCUAUGGGGGCCCUUUGGGGGGUGGGGGCCCCCCCCCUACACAGCAGCCCAGGGCGACUGAGCUGGGGCCUGGGGGCCCCCCUGGGGGCCCCCCUGGGGGGCCCCUUGGGGGUCCCCCUGGGAGGGUCUAUGGGGGUGCCUGUGGGGGCCCCUCUGGGGGGGCCCCUAGGGGUCCCCCGAGGGGGGCCUCUGGGGGGGCCCCCAGGGGCUUUCCUGGGGCCCUCGCUGCAGCCACAGCCUGCUACUGCAGCAGGGGGGCCCCCCAUGCAGGGGCCCCUCAUAAGCCAGGGCAAUGUGCCCCCCUAUGGCCCAGGCUCUCAGCAGGGGGGGCCCCCGGGCUGGAUACUCCAGCAGUGGGGGGCCCCCCAACCUGGGGGCCCCUGGGGCCCCCCAGGGGCCUCCUGUUCUCGUUUUGGUGCAGCCGACGCAGCAGCAGCAGCAGGCACAGCAACAGCAGCAGCAGCAGCAACAGCAACAGUCCCUUUUGGCCCCUUGUCUGAGGUGUACGUACACCCCACUGCUGCGAGAGGGCCUCCAGGAGCAGGAGGACCCCCCGGGGGGCCCCCCAGGGUCCCCUUCACUCAAAAGGGUACAGAGGUGGGGCCCCUCACGCAUGCAUGCGGGGGGCCCCUGGGGCCCCACAGCAGCAGAGGCCGCAGCACCACCCCCACCUACAGGCCCACUCCCUUCUUCAGGGAGGCCCUCACCAGUACCCUCAGGACCCUAAGAGGGCCCCCCACCCCACAAACUGAGGAGGGCCCCCAGGGGCCCCAGGAGGCCCAGGGCCCUGAGCAGCAGCAGCAGCAGCAUCAGCAGCAGCAGCAGCAGCAGCAGCGCAGCAGCAUAGCCCAUGAUUGGGAGCAGCAAGUAAACAUGUCUGUGGGGGGCCCCUAUGGGAAGCUGCAUGCAACUGCUGCUGGGGGGGCCCCUGGGGGCCCCGGGGUGCCCCCGGGGGCCCCCGGCUGCGGAGGCUUGGGGGCCCCCCUGAGCCGCAGGUCUGUGAGCAUCUCGGGGCCCCCGUGUGGGCCCUUUAGCUGCUCGGGAGUGUCUGUACACCCCAGAGGCAGCAGCAGCAGCAGCAGCACAGUGGGGACUGCUGCCUCCCUGCAGCUGCCGGGGGCCCCUGGGGGUGGCCCCACAGCCUCCGAGCAGCAGCAUUUGCUGCGCCAAAAGCAACUGUGGCAGCAGCAGCAGCAGCAGUUCAUAUCGCUGCAGCACUGGCAGCAGCAGCAGCAGCAGCAGCAGCAAGCCCCACAAGUACCCUUAGGGGCCUCCCUACGAAUGUCACAGGGGGCCCCCUUGGGGGCCCCUCAGCAAAACCCCCAAAUAGAUAUAUCUCUUAGGGGGGGAAAUAUGUGGGGUAGGCAGCACCCGCAGGCAGUAUCCGCAGCAGCAGCAGCAGCAGCAGCAGCAGCAAGUGCUGCAGCUCUACCGGCAGCAGCAACAAGUGCCGCGUCAGUACAAGGAGAUACCAAUGGCCCAACAGCAGCAGCAGCAGCAGCAGCAGCAGCAGCAGCUUUGGGGCAAAGUAGACGAGCACCAGCGCUGCAGCAGCAGCAGCCCCAGCAGCAGCAGCCCCAGCAGCAGCAGCAGCGGCAGCAGCAGCAGCAGUCUGCGCCGCUGCGUCAUGUCAGGGGCCUCGACCCUCCUCCUCAUGAGGAGAAGUUAACUCAAUGGGUCUUUUUAUCUCCUGAGGAAAGAACAGCGAGGGGCCCCCAGGGGCCCCAGGGGGCCCCCCCAGCAGCCCAGGGGGCCCCUGGGGCCCCGGGGGCCCCGGGGGCCCCCAAUGAGGUACAGGUUUAA